Messenger RNA from Penicilliopsis zonata CBS 506.65, 3265 nucleotides. RefSeq lists its product as hypothetical. The record is from RefSeq and is a predicted model, not a curated record. Gene Ontology annotation, molecular function: ATP binding; ATP-dependent chromatin remodeler activity. The transcript has a single exon. Bases 498 to 3161 code for a protein of 887 amino acids. Lineage: Eukaryota; Fungi; Ascomycota; Eurotiomycetes; Eurotiales; Aspergillaceae.
GCGCCUUGCUUAUCGUCAAGGCUGGCCAUCCAUUGACACGGAGUGGAAUGGGAUCAAAUGUGGAGAUCCCGGCAUCGGAUGCCAUUACUAUUGACUCGGAUGAUGAUGAUGAUCUUGAAAUAUCAUGGGUCUCGAGUAAAUCUCGUGCCACGCCACGGAGUACAGCCCACUAGGGAAUCAAUAUCAAGACUUCCAACUGACCCGAGCUACUAUUCACAGACAAGAGCCCUCCGAAUCGGCUGAAGAUUUCGACUCCGCCGCCUGCCUCUAUACAUGAUAUCCCUGACCCUCUUUCAAAACAGCCGGAACAAGCAGAUGGAACCAGCGACGACGCCGAUUUCAAUGACGGAGAAGCGGCAUAUAAUGAUUUCAAGAACAGGAAGAAGCUUAAGCGCAAGCACAAUAGCGUGGGUGCCGUGCAGAAAACGAAAAAGGCGGCGAGAACAGAUGCAAUCGUCGGGCUACAGCCCAAAAGAGAGAAUAAGGGGAAACGGAAGAUGAGGGACUAUGGAGAGGUAUCAUCAGACGAUGAUCUCAUGGAGCAUACCUUACCCGAUCAUCUACAGAAACGCCGUGCCCAGUUCAAAAGACGGAUGGAGCAUCUGCAGCAGGCCGGGUUAAAGUUGCCGCCGGACUAUGACGAGGUCGACUUCUCUGAUAAUGAACGACUGGAAUCAUUACAUGAGAAGCCAGUGUUCAAUACUAUGAAACCGUGCAGGAAAUAUGAAGAUAUCACGCUUCCAUACUCCCUUGGGCUGAUACCCGCUCCGAUAUCGCAGUGGCUACGUCAAUACCAGGUAGAUGGGGCUGCGUUCUUGCACGAACUUUUCGUUUACCAGAAGGGCGGGAUCCUGGGAGAUGAUAUGGGUUUGGGGAAAACGGUGCAGGUCAUCGCGUUUCUAACCGCAGCAUAUGGCAAGACCGGAGACGAACGUGAUGCCAAGCGGAUGCGCAAGAUGCGUCGGACAGGGGACAACAAGUGGUACCCUCGAACCCUGAUUGUUUGUCCGGGAACCUUGAUCCAAAAUUGGAGGAACGAGUUCGAACGGUGGGGGUGGUGGCACGUCGAAGUCUACCAUGGCGAAAAUAAAGAUGGGGCUCUGUACGCAGCCAAGUCGGGUCGGGUUGAGGUGUUGAUCACAACGUACACGACAUAUCGACAUCAUAAGGGCUCUAUCAAUCUGGUUGAAUGGGACUGUGUUGUCGCGGACGAGUGCCAUAUCAUCAAGGAACGCUCAUCGGAAACGACAAAGGCAAUGAAUGAAAUCAACGCUUUGUGUCGCAUUGGCCUCACGGGGACUGCCAUCCAGAACAAAUAUGAAGAACUUUGGACACUUCUGAACUGGACGAAUCCUGGGAAACUAGGUCCCGUAUCCGUAUGGAAGAAGACAAUCUCUGACCCGCUCAAGAUUGGCCAGUCUCAUGAUGCAACCCUGCAACAGCUGAGCAAGGCCCGCAGAACGGCGAAAAAACUGGUGGAAAACCUUCUCCCCCAGUUCUUUCUCCGGCGUAUGAAGACCCUGAUCGCCGACCAGCUUCCGAAGAAGAGCGAUCGUGUGGUCUUUUGUCCUCUCACCCAAACCCAGGCGGAUGCAUAUGAAAAUUUCCUUAAUAGUGACAUUGUGGAAUGUAUCAAGACUGCAUCCGAGCCCUGCACUUGCGGUUCCCGCAAAAAGGCCGGCUGGUGCUGUCAUCAAUUCGUUCCUGGGCGAGGUAGAUGGCAAAGUUACGUCUUUCCAGCGAUAGCCAAUCUGCAAAAGUUGAGCAACCAUCUUGCAAUCCUUAUACCGCAAGGUGUCGACCCCAAAGAGAAGCAGGAUAAAGAUCUUGAGAUGCUUGAGAUCGCAGUCCCGGAGCAGUGGCAGCAAUUGUACAGCACGAGGGAUUCUAUCAUGAAUUACGCCAAUCCUGAAUUCUGCGGGAAAUGGAAGGUUCUCCGAAAACUACUGAAAUGGUGGCACGCCAACGGAGACAAGGUCCUGGUGUUCUCGCAUAGUGUGCGGCUCUUGAAGAUGCUCCAGAUGCUUUUCCAUCAUACCAGCUACAAUGUUAGUUACUUGGAUGGCUCAAUGAGCUAUGAAGAGCGAGCCCAGGCCGUCGACGACUUCAACUCAGACCCGCAACAGUUUGUCUUCUUGAUAUCCACCAGGUCUGGCGGAGUUGGCUUGAACAUCACAUCGGCCAACAAGGUCGUGGUCGUUGACCCCAACUGGAACCCAUCGCACGACCUCCAGGCGCAGGACCGCGCGUACCGGAUCGGACAGUGCCGGGAUGUCGAGGUGUUCCGACUGAUCUCUGCAGGGACGAUUGAGGAGAUUGUCUAUGCGCGCCAGAUCUAUAAGCAACAGCAAGCCAAUAUUGGCUAUAACGCUAGCUCAGAGCGACGAUAUUUCAAAGGCGUCCAGGAAAAGAAGGACCAGAAGGGCGAAAUUUUUGGCAUGACCAAUCUGUUUGAAUACCAGAACAAUAACGUUGUGCUCCGGGAUAUUGUCAACAAGACCAAUGUAGCCGAGAGCAAGGCCGGGGUCCAAGUGAUGGGAAUAGAGGUCGACGAGGAGGACCACCAUGUUGGCGAGGAUACAGCAAUCGUGACAUCAGGUACUAUCAAGAAAGAAGAAGACAGUACCAUGAGCCAACUCGCUGCCAUGAUCUGCGGCGAGGCGGGAGCUGAGAAUGCAACCCCAACGCGACAACGGCAGCAACAACAAGAACAAAAGCAACCAUCGUCUUCGUCUACGACGCCAUCGGCCUCCAAGCACGACCCGAUCCAAGCCAUCCUAGCUGGUGCAGGGGUCGAGUAUACCCAUUUGAACAACGAAGUGAUUGGGUCCUCCAAGGUGGAAGAGCGUCUCAGCCGACGCGCCGAGCUGGCCGACGAGAACGCAGCCGACGUUCGGAUCUUCGGCGGUCCUUACUCGUCGCAAAGCAGCGAACAGUUCGGGUACGCCGUGGACAAAAAAUCUGGCCGGCCCGUUCGGUUCGAAUACCACCCGCCCGAAGCCGUGAUGCGCCGCCAGUUCUGCAGCAUGGCGCGCUGGCUCGGGUUCCCGAACGCAGUGGAAUUUGCCCUGGUUGUCGAGCACAUGACGCAGGCACAGCGCCGGUCCUGUCUUGAACGGUGGUAUCGGUGGCGGCGCGAGCAGCUUCUGGAAAGCGCUUGAUAUACUUAAUAAGACUUGGCGUAUACUACUAUAUAGGAGUUACGGUGGGAUAGGAUUCUAAUAUAUACCCUUGCUUUAGAGCUAAAAAAAAUCUUAAUAUUGCC